Messenger RNA from Anarrhichthys ocellatus (wolf-eel), 2333 nucleotides. It is a transcript of the gene arfgap1, whose product is annotated as ADP-ribosylation factor GTPase activating protein 1. The record is from RefSeq and is a predicted model, not a curated record. Gene Ontology annotation, molecular function: GTPase activator activity. Gene Ontology annotation, biological process: regulation of ARF protein signal transduction; regulation of endocytosis. NCBI's taxonomy places the organism in Eukaryota, Metazoa, Chordata, Actinopteri, Perciformes, Anarhichadidae. The coding region runs from base 221 to 1468 and encodes 415 amino acids. Gene Ontology annotation, cellular component: Golgi membrane. The transcript is spliced from 13 exons.
GCCAACGUAUGCAAACAGGAACAUGGCUACCGGUGCUUAACAUCAGCAGCCUAUCGUUUCAAUACACUUCUGUUGACCCGACACAGUCUGUGACAGUAUAAUAUUUGCUGUGCCUCCGCCACAGAAGAAAAGCCUUCUUCGAGUGUAUCGGCGGAGCAGCAGACCUUCUAAAAAAAACAACGUCUUCGUUGUUCAUCAAUCACAGACAGUGUGGGUCAACAUGGCGAGUCCAAGGACCAGAAAAGUUCUGAAGGAAGUGAGAACCCAAGAUGAGAAUAAUCUAUGUUUUGAGUGUGGUGCUUUUAACCCUCAAUGGGUCAGUGUGACCUAUGGGAUCUGGAUUUGUCUUGAGUGCUCCGGCAAGCACAGGGGCCUGGGAGUACAUCUCAGUUUUGUGCGCUCUGUCACCAUGGACAAGUGGAAAGAUAUUGAGCUUGAAAAGAUGAAAGCGGGAGGAAAUGGAAUAUUCCGUCUAUUUCUUGAAGUCCAAGAUGAUUACGAUGCGACCUGGACGUUACAGGAGAAAUACAACAGCAAAGCUGCUGCACUCUUUAGAGACAAGGUUGUAACUUUAGCCGAGGGUAAGGAGUGGUCCAUUGAGACAUCCCCUGCCAGAAACUGGACAUCUCCUCAACCCAAGACCAGCCUUUCAUCCUCUCAUCGCUCUGGAGGACCGGGACAAAGCUCAGCAAAACCUGGAGACAAAGCUUUUGAAGACUGGUUGAGUGAUGAUGUUAACUCGUAUCAGAGUGGAGGGGGCUAUAGUGGGAAUCAAGAGAAUCGGUAUGUUGGCUUUGGCAACACAGUGACCCCAGAGAAGAAAGAGGACGACUUCAUCAACAAUGCCAUGUCUUCUAUUUAUUCAGGCUGGAGCACUUUCACUGUUGGAGCUAGCAAGUUUGCUACUAUCGCUAAAGAUAAUACAUCUAAACUUGCAAACCAAGCAACCUUAAAGGCUGCAGAGUUAGGACAGACAUUAAAUGAGAAUGUUAUCAAACCCACCCAGGAAAAGGUAAAAGAUGGCAAAUUUCUAGAUGAAAUGGCAGUCGGCAUCAAUGAGCUGGCAACCAAGGUUCAGGGAGCUGGUUCAAAAUUGACAAAUCUCUUCUCGGGAAAACCGGAGGAUGGGUGUACCGGAGAGAGCUACCAGAACAUGGAUGCCACUGAGGGAUAUCAGGGCAGUUCUACCCAGCCGGUCUCAAAGGACUUCUGGGAAACCUUUGGCAGCAACAACUCCUUAAAGGCCAAGCAAUCACCCAGCAGUGACAGCUGGACCGUCGCGGAUAAUUCUGCAAAGAAGAGCUCUGACAGUUGGGACAAUUGGGGCUCCGAAGCAGCGUCCAACAACAAACAUAGCACAGAGGAGAGCUGGGAGGCCUGGGACAACAACUGGGAGAACGCAGAGGGUAAGACGAAGAAGAGUCCCACGAAACCUGCCGAGGAAACCUGGGAUAAUGCAGACUGGUAGUGACCUCACAACCAAUACAUCUCCUCACCCUUCUCCCUCUGUUUCUCUCUCUCUCUCUGCUCAUCUCACUGGCACUUUUAGGGAAAGAGCUGUGUCAGCUUAGUUCCCAUCAAUCCAUUCAAAAAUAUAUUUAUUAUAAACCCAAGAAACGAUAAAUGAAGCCCGGGGUUAGGUUUUGCUCACUGUUAAAGGAAUAUUCCUAAAAUGUACAACCAUACUGACUUGCAGUCAUGUAUUUUACUGUAAAUUGCCUUCAUCGGCAGCAAGUAAGAAGUCAGUGUAGAUAUGGUGAUAACUCUCUGCCUGGGCUCCCCAAAUAUAAUCCUCUUAACGGUGAAGAACAGUGUUCAUACCGUAUGGGUUUAAUGAUACUGGUUCUCAAUUCAAAUACAACACCGAUGCAUGACGGAGAAAAUCUGACACUGUAAAUAUCAAUUCUUGUAAAUACAGUAUGAUUGACUAAACAUUAAUGACAUGAUUUUCUGUUUGUUCAAUCAAAUGGAUUUGUUUUGCCCCUGGACCUUUUGCACAUUUUGUUCUUAUAAAUGUAUUUUGAAAAGCAUGUUUGAUUAAAUCAGAGAAACAAACAACCGCUAGAACAAGUUGGCUUUCAUGAAUCAAGUCUGUGAAUACAUAGAAUUUAAAUUCAAUAAUCUAAUGUGUAAUGAGUUGGAGCUACAGUAAUAGUAUUGUUUCAUGUUGGGGUUUUUUGUUUUCAUUUUGUUUUGUUUAAAAUGUGCAAAUAUUCGGUGGGUUUGAAAACAACGCUGUGGAUACAUUAUCAUGUUUUGAAGAGCAGAAAAUGGACUGGAUGUUUAAAAGUUUAAUUCGUUGUGUCCCAAACAAAUAAAGUUGAUCAAUAAUU